This is a messenger RNA of Nicotiana tabacum (common tobacco), 561 nucleotides long. RefSeq lists its product as uncharacterized. The record is from RefSeq and is a predicted model, not a curated record. NCBI's taxonomy places the organism in Eukaryota, Viridiplantae, Streptophyta, Magnoliopsida, Solanales, Solanaceae.
AUGAAGGACUUGAUGUCGCGGAAAUUUGACUUCCAGGACCUGUCCACUGUAACUCUGACACAGACCUGCAGCGCGGUAGUGACAAAACCUAUGGCCCAAAAGGUGUCUGAUCCAAGUAGCUUCACUAUCCCAUGCACUAUUGGGAGUUAUGCUUUUUCUAAAGCAUUGUGUGACAUGGGAGCCACCAUAAACUUGAUGCCCUUGGUAAUCUAUACAAAACUGGGCAUUGCAAGAGCUAGACCGACCUCAAUAUUGCUGCAACUGGCUGAUCGCACAGUCAAAAGACCGACAGGUAUUCUUGAUGAUGAGCUUGUGCAAGUGGGGAAAUUUGUAUUUCCUGUAGACUUUGUUAUUCUUGACUGGCAGGUGGAUAAAGAGAUACCUAUCAUUCUGGGAAGGCCAUUCUUAGUCACUAUCAGAGCAUUAAUUGAUUGCGAGACUGGAGAGUUGAGAAUGAGUUUGAACAAUGAAGAAAUAAUAUUUAACGUUCAAAAAUCCAUGAGGAGACCCAGUGAAUUUGCAAACUGCUCAUUAGUGGAGGCCGUGGAUGUGAUACUAUAA